Messenger RNA from Penicillium cataractarum, 1113 nucleotides. RefSeq names its product aldo/keto reductase. The record is from RefSeq and is a predicted model, not a curated record. Gene Ontology annotation, cellular component: cytoplasm. Bases 1 to 1113 code for a protein of 370 amino acids. NCBI's taxonomy places the organism in Eukaryota, Fungi, Ascomycota, Eurotiomycetes, Eurotiales, Aspergillaceae. The transcript has a single exon.
AUGGGAACCCAAUAUAUGAUGCAGGCCGGGCUGGCCUCCGGCAUGUCUGCGACGGAGGGUAUAUACGGAGCGCAUCCCAAGUCCGUCGACCCCAAUCUAAGUGAUCCAGCCCACAUGUUACCUGAAAACGUGGUCCCCAACUCACGGAGCCGCAUUGCCGUACGUGGAUAUGGCGGCAAGGACGUGUUGAUCCCCUAUCUGAGCAUUGGAACAUGGGCCUGGGGUGAUAAGGCCACCUUUGGCUACGAUCCCACGGUCGAUCUACCCCAAAUUCAUGCUGCGUGGGAGAAGCUAAAGUCAGUUGGAUUGACCUUCGUGGACACGGCGCAGUCCUACGGUAACGGUGAAAGCGAGCGCAUCUGUGGAACCUUGUUCAAGGGAAUGCCUCGAGAUGCGUUCAUCGUGCAGACGAAAUGGUUCUCGGGCGGCUUGUCUAAUACCUUGAUGCAGUCGCGUGGGCCCAAGUCUAGACUGAAGGAGUCGCUUAAACGACUGGGGCUGGAUUAUGUGGAUAUCUACCUGGUGCAUGGACCUAUUCAUGGUAGUUCGAUUGCCACCGUCGCAGAGGGGUUGGCAGAGUGUGUGGAAGAGGGAAUGACGCGUGCCGUUGGUGUUGCCAACUACAGCACGCAGGAGAUGAUCAAGAUGGAUGAGGAAUUGGCCAAGAGCAACGUUCCGCUGGCCGUGUCGCAGUGUGAGUACUCGGUCAUCCGCCGUGUCCCGGAGGUUAGUGGUAUGAUUCGCGAGUGUAAGAAGCGCGGUAUUUGCUUCCAGGGCUUUGCUUCGCUUGGUGAGGGCCGAUUGACGGGCAAGUAUUCCCGAUUCAAUGAGCCUCGGAGUACUCGGCGAUUCAGUAGUUAUCCGAUGCAUAUGCUGGAGCCGACGAUCAAUGUGUUGAAGAGCAUUGCGGAAGAGCGCCGUGUCUCCGUUUCCGCGGUCGCAUUGAACUAUUCGAUCGAUAAAGGUGUUGUUCCCCUGGCGGGAGUGCGCAAUCCGGAACAAGCGGAGGAGGAUAUGCAGGCACUUGGCUGGCGAUUGAGCAAGGACGAGGUCCGCCGCAUUGAGGAGGUCAGUUUUGAAGGGAACACGUCUGCUUUGUUGCAGCAUGGAUAA